CCUGAACGCGUAGCUAUGGGCGGGUCUUCAUGGUGUCGCUUCGGUCGCUUCUUCCUCCGCCUGUUCUUCAACUCUGCAGCUGCUUCGCGGUCAGAAGACGCUCGGUGGGGGGGACACGGAGGUCUCUUAAUAUUUAAAAGCGCACUCUGGUAAAGAUGGCAGCCAUCAGGAAGAAGUUGGUGAUCGUUGGGGACGGUGCGUGCGGGAAGACCUGUCUGCUCAUCGUCUUCAGCAAGGACCAGUUCCCGGAGGUCUACGUGCCCACCGUGUUCGAGAACUACAUCGCCGACAUCGAAGUUGAUGGCAAACAGGUGGAGUUGGCGUUGUGGGACACAGCAGGUCAGGAGGACUAUGACCGACUGAGGCCUCUCUCUUACCCCGACACGGACGUCAUCCUCAUGUGCUUCUCCAUAGACAGCCCGGACAGUUUAGAGAACAUUCCCGAGAAAUGGACGCCUGAAGUGAAGCACUUUUGUCCCAACGUCCCAAUCAUUCUGGUGGGGAACAAGAAGGACCUGAGGAACGACGAGCACACGCGCAGGGAGCUGGCCAAGAUGAAACAGGAGCCCGUUAAGUCCGAGGAGGGCAGAGACAUGGCCAACCGCAUCAGUGCGUUCGGUUACCUGGAGUGUUCCGCCAAGACCAAGGACGGCGUGCGGGAGGUGUUUGAAAUGGCCACCAGAGCGGCACUGCAGGUCCGCAAGCGCAAGAAGAGGGGCGGCUGCCAGCUUCUGUGACGAGUCUGUCGGCCAAUCAGCACCCGAGGAAGGCUGCCCCCUCGCGCACAGGGCAAACCCAGAGAAAUCUUAGACCAAUGGCCUCUGUGGACUAUACUUACUUCACAGAUGCAGAUAUGCCACCGGGGAAUAUGAAAGACUGACACAGCUGUUGUAAAGCAACACAAAAUCAACCUCUUGUUUUGUUUUUUACUAUUUUCUCUGCUACUCACACACCUUUCAGUUUGUUUUGUUCUUUUCCUCCACCAGCACACCAGUCUAUUAGUGUGAAGGACCUGUCCUGCCCUUAUAUGAAUGUAUGUUUGUUUUUAUAUGUGCAUAUACUUUACAAACCUAUCACAUCUGUAUGUUUACAGAGAAGAGAAAAGAUCAAAUGCUCCCUCAAGUUUGAAAAUUUGUUUAAAUAUUAGGGAACCCCUGCUUCUCUUCAAAAUGUACGUACCACUGUCUGCUUAUACAUCAGCUUAGGUCACGAUCAACCUGUACGACGCACCACUAUUCAUUUUACUCGCGUUAUGUGUGGCGUCAUCAGAACUCCAUUUUCCUCGUCUUUCUCUUGUUGCAGUAACGACUAAAUUUCGAGCCUGUUGACUCUGCAUGCAUCCGCUGAACGCUACCUAAACAGACGCAGCCGUGAGUGUUUGUGUGGAGAGGUUUUGGACUUCACCGGGCUUUGUCUUUUCUUCCACGGCACUGGACGCACAGACACGAUACUCGGACACGAUACUCAGCCGCGCUCACGCCGGCUCCGAGUCAGACAGACUUCCCUCUCCGGCGACAUCGACGCCUUCCCCAGACGAGCCCUCUGGUCUGAGCUCUGCGCCGUUACACGAGAUCCAGUAAGCCGUCAUUGCGCGUCGCUGUGCGCCGGAUCUACAGGUGUCUGGUGUCUGCACGCAAUGGACGAACAUUGUAUCAUUCACAAUUCAGACAGGUUAUAGGUAUGUUGCGUAUAAGAGUUUCAAUAAAAUUUCCAGCUCAAAUGUUGUCUUUAGCAAUGUGAAAGUAUUUGGCUUUGCUGUGUAAUAGACCUUUUAUUUGACAUAACUUGAACUGUGAUUGAAAUAACGCGCGUGUCCGGUCUGAAACUGUCUCGAGUAGUCGUCAUUGACCAAGGGCCAGCUGAUAAAUAGAAUAUCAGAAGACAACGGGGCUCAGAGCAGCUCCGCUUCAUCAAAGUGCCGUUCACACCACAAAAAUGUAGUUGAAAAUUCUGACAACUAAGUAAAGCGCUUCAUGCAGUGCGUCUUGCAUAGUCAUGAAGGAAUGCUAUUCUAUACCAAUGCCAUAAGCUCCCCUUGUGAUCUGUUCAUCCGGUACGUUCAGAUGCACGUAGAUAAGAACGGGCUGAUCUGUUAUACUAAACCUACUUCGAGAAUUGUUGCUUGUGAUGACGCUUUACAAACAGGAGUGGGAUGUGUUGAAUGUCUGGAUGAGACCAACAUGCUAUUAAAGUAUUUUUAAAAUGCUGCAAAAA
This is a messenger RNA of Gasterosteus aculeatus aculeatus (three-spined stickleback), 2214 nucleotides long. RefSeq names its product rho-related GTP-binding protein RhoA-D. Gene Ontology annotation, molecular function: GTPase activity; GTP binding. Gene Ontology annotation, biological process: small GTPase-mediated signal transduction. Lineage: Eukaryota; Metazoa; Chordata; Actinopteri; Perciformes; Gasterosteidae. The record is from RefSeq and is a predicted model, not a curated record.